Molecule: messenger RNA, 1365 nt
Organism: Lichtheimia ornata
Lineage: Eukaryota; Fungi; Mucoromycota; Mucoromycetes; Mucorales; Lichtheimiaceae
Product: S-adenosylmethionine decarboxylase proenzyme
Exons: 3
Coding region: 1-1365 (454 amino acids)
Biological process (GO): spermine biosynthetic process; spermidine biosynthetic process
Cellular component (GO): cytosol
Molecular function (GO): adenosylmethionine decarboxylase activity
Source: RefSeq, a predicted model, not a curated record
AUGGUCGAUCUCCCUCCUGCACAAGGUGACAACUACUCUGCACAACAAGGCUGUUUUGAAGGUCCCGAAAAGUUGUUGGAGAUUUGGUUUUCUCCUUCUCCUCAACUUCUCGCUGAUCACCAAGAUCUCGAUGAAUACCAUUCUACUGAUGACGACGUUUCAAGCUAUAAUGAUGAUGAAGAUAAAAGCGCAGCCGUCGCUCGCUUUAGUCCACCACGGGGGCAUCGACAACAUCACCACAACCAUUCACAAGCCAACAACACUGGUCUCCGUGUAGUACCUCGUGCCGUGUGGGAUGAUGUCUUGGCAUUGGUCAAAUGCACCGUUUUGAAUGUCAUUUCAAACAAGCAUGUUGAUGCAUAUCUUUUAAGUGAAUCAUCCAUGUUUGUCUAUCCUCACAAAUUGAUCCUCAAGACAUGUGGUACCACGACAUUGCUUCUUGCUGUUCCCCGCAUUCUGGAGGUGGCCCAAAAAUACUGUGACUUUGAAAAAGUAUGGCGCAUCUUUUAUUCACGCAAGGCUUUCAUGUUCCCAGAGCGUCAAGUGGGUCCUCAUCGAUCAUGGGAUGAUGAGGUCAACUUUUUGAACAAGUAUUUUGACAAUGGGUCGGCAUACACUAUUGGCAAGGUAGCAAGCGACCAUUGGUACUUGUACCUUACAAAGCCAGCGGAUGAUGUGCUUCAUCAUGAUGGUCCUGCUGCUUUGGCUGAUAACGACAACAACAGUGAUGAUGAUGGCACACGUGAUGUUGCUUGCACCAUCAUGAGCAGUGGGCAAUCAACACCUGUUACCGAGAAUCCAUCACCUUUUGGCAAUCAUGCAGGCCAAUCUUACCCCGAUCAGACUGUGGAAAUUCUCAUGACGCAUUUGAACCCUGAAGUCAUGUCCAAGGGAUUUUAUCAUGAUCCAAGCCAAACCGAAUCGGGAACUACAGGUGGCGCUUGGGUUGACAAGACCACUGGCAUUGGUGCGCUUUAUCCAAAUGCUCAAAUUGAUUCCUUUUUGUUUGAACCAUGUGGCUAUUCCAGCAAUGGCUUGCAAGGCGAUCGUUACUUUACUAUCCACGUCACUCCAGAGCCUGAAUGUUCGUAUGCAUCAUUCGAAAGCAAUAUACCCGUAGAGGAAUCGCAUGCAGGUGGAAAGCGAAGCCCAAUUGAAACUCUUGUGAGCCAAGUCAUUCGCAUCUUUGACCCGGCAUCCUUCACCGUUACCUUUUUCUCAUCUCACCAUAAGGAACAUAGCCGUAGCCAUAUGGUGCAUGCUAUGGGCUCGAUGCCUGUAGGCUAUAAGCGUACCGAUCGUAUCCUGUACGAGUUCGAUGGUUAUGAUAUGGUCUAUGGCCAUUACGUUAAAACUCUCAAGUAA